UUGUUCUCCAACGCCAAGGAAGACGAGCUCUAACUCUCUCUCUCUCAAUAAGAUGGAUACCUUUCUGUUCACUUCGGAGUCCGUCAAUGAGGGCCACCCCGACAAGCUCUGCGACCAAGUCUCCGACGCCAUACUCGAUGCCUGCUUGGAACAGGACCCUGAGAGCAAGGUGGCCUGCGAGACCUGCACCAAAACGAACAUGGUCAUGGUGUUCGGUGAGAUCACCACCAAGGCCAAGGUCAACUACGAGAAGAUCGUGCGCGAUACCUGCCGCGGCAUCGGUUUCGUCUCCGCGGACGUCGGCCUCGACGCCGACCGCUGCAAGGUGCUGGUCAACAUCGAGGAGCAGAGCCCCGACAUCGCCCAGGGCGUGCACGGGCACCUGACGAAGAAGCCGGAGGAGAUCGGCGCCGGUGACCAGGGCCACAUGUUCGGAUACGCCACGGACGAGACCGCGGAGCUGAUGCCGCUGACCCACGUCCUGGCCACCAAGAUCGGCGCCCGGCUCACGGAGGUGCGCAAGAACAAGACCUGCCCGUGGGUCAGGCCGGACGGGAAGACGCAGGUGACCGUCGAGUACCGGAACGAUGGCGGCGCCAUGGUGCCCGUCCGGGUGCACACCGUCCUCAUCUCCACCCAGCACGACGAGUCGGUCACCAACGAGCAAAUCGCCGCCGACCUGAAAGAGCACGUCAUCAAACCGGUCAUCCCUGCCAAGUACAUCGACGACCGGACCAUCUUCCACCUGAACCCGUCGGGCCGAUUCGUCAUAGGCGGGCCUCACGGCGACGCAGGCCUGACAGGAAGAAAGAUCAUCAUCGACACCUACGGCGGGUGGGGCGCGCACGGCGGCGGCGCGUUCUCGGGGAAGGAUCCGACCAAGGUGGACCGCAGCGGCGCCUACAUCGCGAGGCAGGCCGCCAAGAGCGUGGUGGCUUCUGGGCUGGCCCGGAGGUGCAUCGUGCAGAUCUCAUACGCCAUCGGCGUGCCAGAGCCGCUGUCGGUGUUCGUGGACACCUAUAAGACGGGGAAGAUAGCCGAUCAAGAUAUACUGGUACUGAUCAAGGAGAACUUCGACUUCAGGCCGGGGAUGAUCGCCAUCAACCUCGACCUGAAGAGGGGUGGCAACUUGAGGUACCAGAAGACUGCGGCCUAUGGGCAUUUUGGCCGUGACGAUCCUGACUUCACGUGGGAGAAGGCGAAGGUUCUGAAGGCGAACAAGGCCUGACUGAAGUCCAUCAGUGGAUGA
Messenger RNA from Musa acuminata AAA Group (dessert banana), 1249 nucleotides. RefSeq names its product S-adenosylmethionine synthase 1. The record is from RefSeq and is a predicted model, not a curated record. The transcript has 2 exons. Gene Ontology annotation, cellular component: cytosol. Lineage: Eukaryota; Viridiplantae; Streptophyta; Magnoliopsida; Zingiberales; Musaceae. Bases 53 to 1228 code for a protein of 391 amino acids. Gene Ontology annotation, molecular function: ATP binding; methionine adenosyltransferase activity. Gene Ontology annotation, biological process: S-adenosylmethionine biosynthetic process.